GUCAUCAUGCCUGAACCUGCGAAAUCUGCUCCUAAAAAGGGCUCCAAGAAGGCCGUUACUAAGACCGCCGGGAAAGGAGGAAAGAAGCGCAAGCGAUCCAGAAAGGAAAGCUAUGCAAUCUACGUGUACAAAGUGCUGAAGCAGGUUCAUCCUGACACCGGUAUUUCUUCUAAGGCGAUGGGAAUCAUGAAUUCAUUCGUCAACGACAUUUUCGAGCGCAUCGCCGGUGAAGCGUCUCGUCUGGCUCACUACAACAAGCGCUCCACCAUCACUUCACGGGAGAUCCAGACCGCCGUGCGUCUGCUGCUGCCCGGUGAGCUGGCCAAACACGCCGUGUCUGAGGGCACCAAGGCCGUCACCAAGUACACCAGCUCCAAGUAGAAUAACAGAUUGUUAGACACCCCAAAGGUCCUUUUAAGAGCCACUCAUCUUUUCACUUAAAAGAGUCUGCUGUUGUCGUUGUUUAUCUUUGUUUGUUGAAUGAGACAGCGGAAAUAUUGGACUGCCCAGAUCGAAUGUAAUGUUGCACGUUUUUUUUUUUUUUUUUUUUUUUUUUUUUUUUUCCAUGUUUCCUCUGCUGUUUGCUUUGGCUUGCAAAGAUGGACUUUGAUGCAUACAAGAGUGUGUCUAGUGGUUGCAGACAGCUAGCAAUAUAAGCUGUGACAUAUUACACCCAAAAAUUCAUACAGUGGGCUAACAAUAAAAUUGUUAAACUUGGAACCAAAAAUCUUUCAGACACUUUGACCGGACCAUGUUUUGCUUAAAUGUUUUUUUCUUUAAUUGUUGAUGCAAACUUUUUACACCACAGACGGAAUUAAAUGAAACAUUGCUUGGUAUUUGGUUGACUUAAAUUGGUCGCAUCUAAUUGUGUACUUAAAUUUAAUAGCUGACACCUAUUCAACCUAAUUCAUUAGUGAGACAGUGACAGAAGACUGGCAUUAUCAAGAAGAAUGUGUUCUGACACAGUUUUAACUCCAUUCUUGUCGUAUUUUCUUACCAUUUUCUAAACUAUAGCGAAUAAACUGUGAUAAUGUGAGAGAUGUAGGUGUCUGAAUAAAUUUUGGU
This is a messenger RNA of Labeo rohita (rohu), 1065 nucleotides long. Its product is annotated as histone H2B-like. The record is from RefSeq and is a predicted model, not a curated record. NCBI's taxonomy places the organism in Eukaryota, Metazoa, Chordata, Actinopteri, Cypriniformes, Cyprinidae. Bases 7 to 381 code for a protein of 124 amino acids. Gene Ontology annotation, cellular component: nucleosome. The transcript has a single exon. Gene Ontology annotation, molecular function: DNA binding; protein heterodimerization activity; structural constituent of chromatin.